CCAUUUCUCCUCUCAAGUCUCUUUCUCUCCCGCGUUUACCAGAAAGUGCUAAGACGGCUCGAUAUGCUCACAGUCUGAUUCUGGCCUUCCGCCAUUUCUGCGCUCCAAAGCAUUUCAACUGUGAGUUGUCGAAGCCUUUCUUAUCGCAGCCUCUUCUCUAUUGACUUUCGUCCUCCUGAUCAGGGCUUUCAUUUUCGCUAGCUACAACUCCAGCAUUUUGCAGCUUGACUUGUUAGGUGUUGCCAAGCUCCUUAAUUGAUUUGACUCUGGUCCAAGUUUGAUCCUCUUGCUUACUGGGUUGGUAGGAUUAGCCGUCUUUGCUAUCUGGGUUUCCAGCGGAAUUUUGAAUUAGUGGUUCAUCUUUCUGCAAAUUGCGUUCUGGAGCUUCACCAUUGUUGGUGAGGUUGUUGAAGUUUAUGGGAAUAUCUCAAGUUAGGUGUUUCGUUUCUUUGUGCUAAACAUGAGGAAGUAGUAGAAUUGUUCUUUGUGUUCUUCUUGUAAAGCUUGGAAUCUCAAACUACUUACGGAAUGGUGCCUGGGAUUUUGAGAAAGGUUAUGCCUGUUGCAACAACAAUUCCUAAACCUAAUGAUGAUGAUGAUGAAGAUGAGUAUGCCGAUAAGGUUGGCUACUCUUUUGCUGUUGAGUACUCUGGUCCUCCUCUUCCAUACAACAUCCCUCGAGUUGUGCCAGUCGACGUCGAUGAAAUCCCACUGGCGUCAACACUUGCUUCAGCGUCUCGAUUAGGUGCCGUGCCCAUCAUCCAGCCUAUUGUCAAGUCCACUCUCCCUAGCAAGAAGCUCUCCAAGGAGCUCCAAGAAGGAGAAUCUGCUGGCUGGCCUCAACUAUUCAGUACAGCUGAUGAUUUCAACAAUCAUCCUGAAUCUUCAGUAACAGCUGGGAACUCAGAGAUUGUGGAAAUACCAGACGACGAGGAUAAGGAUGAACCAGCUGGAGAGUUGCAAGAUUGUGCAAGCCCUGGAGUUGGGGAGUCAACAAAAUCUCACUCGUUUUCAUGUUCAGUUUCAUCCGAAAUCUUUUCGGGCAAUGAGGACGAGUGUGCUGAUGAUGAAGCUGCUGCUCGCCACGUGAGGAGACCAUCGGCUGUAACAUUCCGUGAUCCUGACUCGAACGAUGUUGUCGUAGAUGAAGAUUUCGAUGAUGCAUCUGAUGCUGAAAGCAGCAUCCCGGGGAGGCCAACUCCUGCUGUAAGGCCUGGGAAGAAAGGAACUUGUUAUCGUUGCAUGAAAGGGAAUAGGUUCAACGAGAAGGAGGUUUGCAUUGUCUGUGGUGCAAAGUUUUGUUCUGGUUGUGUGCUGAGAGCAAUGGGGUCAAUGCCAGAAGGUAGGAAAUGCGUGACUUGCAUCGGUCAAAGGAUCGACGAGGCUAGAAGAAAGAAUAUGGGGAAGAGUUCUAGAAUGCUGAGACAGCUAUUGCCUAAGAUGGAAAUCAAUAAUAUAAUGACUUCUGAAAAAUGUUGUCAUGUGAAUCAAUUGCCGCCAGAACUUGUGUAUAUUAAUGAUCAGUAUCUUUCUGAGGAGGAGCUGGUGUUGUUGCAAACCAGUGCUCACCCGCCGAGGAAGCUGAAACCAGGGUACUAUUGGUAUGAUAAAGUGUCUGGUUUCUGGGGGAAGGAAGGAGAGAAGCCUUGCCAGAUAAUCAGUGACCAGUUAAACAUUGGUGGUCACAUGAGGCGGGAUGCUAGCAAGGGAGACACCGGCAUACUCAUAAACAAUCGUGAAAUUACGAAACCGGAGCUACUGAUGCUGCAGUUGUUGGGUGUGAAAUGUGAUGGAACAAAUAGCUUUUGGGUAAGUGCAGAUGGUUCAUAUCAGGAAGAGGGCAUGAAAAAUGUGAAAGGAAAAAUAUGGGACAAGCCUGGGGCAAAGGUAAUCUGUACUCUCUUGUCGUUGCCAACGCCUCUUGAUUCCAAUGGCUCUGUGAGUAAAGAGCGAAAUGGUGCUACCAUUCUCCCCAAGGGCCUUGAGCAGAAGUUGUUACAGAAGCUGCUUCUAGUCGGCAACAGAAAGUCUGGAACGAGCACCAUUUUCAAACAAGCGAAAAUCAUCUACAAUGUUCCUUUCUCUGAAGAUGAGAGGGAAAGUAUCAAGUCUAUAAUCCAAAGUAAUUUGUAUGGAUAUAUUGGUAUACUUCUCGAGGGACGUGAACGUUUUGAAGAAGAAUGUUUGGCCCAAACGAGGGAACACCCCAUUGGCGAAAGCAGUUCUUCAGAUUGUGGUGAUAUUGCAGGUCAGAUAGAUACUAAAACCAUUUACUCAAUUGGUCCGAGACUGAAAUCAUUCUCAGAUUGGCUUCUCAAAGUAAUUAUUACUGGAAACUUGGAAACCAUAUUCCCAGCUUCCACUCGUGAAUAUGGACCUUAUGUUGAGGAACUGUGGAAAGAUGCUGCCAUUCAAGCCACAUACAAUAGAAGGGAUGAACUUCCAUCUCUUCCAAGAAAUGCAACUUACUUCCUAGAACGAGCUGCCGAUAUUGCAAUGGUGGAUUAUGAGCCAUCUGACAUGGACAUAUUGUAUGCCGAGGGGAUAACUUCAUCAAGAGGGCUAUCGUCCAUGGAGUUUACAUUCCCCAAGUCACCUCGAGAUCUCUGUGACCACAUUGGUUAUCAGCAUGAUCCAUCACAGAGGUACCAGCUCAUCAGAGCUCAUCCAAGAACCCUGGGAGGAAACUGCAAAUGGCUGCAAAUGUUCGAAGAUGUUGAUAUGGUUCUAUUCUGUGUUUCCAUGACCGAUUAUGAUAAGUUCACUGAAGACAGCGAUGGAGUCCUCACCAACAACAUGAUGGCAACAAAGCAUCUAUUUGAAACCAUGGUAACUCAUCCAAAAUUCGAAGACAAGAAGUUCCUUCUCGUGUUGAACAAGUUCGACCUGCUCGAGGCAAAAAAUCGAGCAUGUCUCACUCACUCGAUGUGAAUGGUUCAAAGACUGGGACCCGGUGAUUGGACAUGAUCCAGCUAACAGCAGAAGCAGAAUUACUAACCCUUCCUUGGCUCACCGUGCUUUCCAGUACAUUGCAAUGGAGUUCAAGAGAUUCUACGCUUCCCUCACUGAUAAGAAGCUUUAUGUCUCGCUGAUUACUGGGUUGGAAGCCGAUAAUGUGGAUGAAGCUUUUCGUUACGCUAGGGAGAUUAUGAAGUGGGAGGAAGAAACUUUUGACUUGAACAAUAAUAACGAGACAUCUUCUACAAGCAUGGAAGCAAGCUCAUCUGCAUGAUAGAGGUAGAGAUCGAUCUCAAGAACAGAAGGGCCUCAAGAGAGAGCUUUAGUUUCAAAGAGUUCACUUGUGCUGUGAAUAUUAUACCCUGUGAUUACCUCACUCUUAUUUGUAUAGUCGAGGAGUCUGAGGUUGUUAAGUGAUUAUAGAGAGAGAAGUGAAACAUUGUAACGAAAUGUUGUAAUCCAUACAGAAAUAUGAGUUCUGGCAUUAUGAUCAAAUUCAGAGUUUUUUUUUUUUAACUAAAAGCUUGCAUCUUGUUUGAGUUAUAGGUAAAGUUCGAAACUUUAUCCGAUCUUGGCAUUUCCGGAGGCUUUCCCUGGCUGCCCAGUUCAAGAUAUUUCUUCUGCAAGCAGUUUCUGGAACAUUUGACUUGAACUAAACAGGGGGAAAUUGUCAACAUCACUCUGUUUUUGUUAGCUCCAAAUUUUUCCAGGUGAUGUAGCUCCUUAUUCACUAAUCCCUAUAAACAUAACUUAGCUCUCAUCUACUGUCAAUUCUCAAUAGAAGAGCCAAGGAAGAGAAAGCAUUCCCUAUUCACAGAAUACACUAAAGCCUUACCCUUAUGAUAUAUAUAUAUACAUUACCAAAGAACUAAUGCUAUACAAUCUUUAUACAUCUGACAUAUCUAGUCUGCACCAUAUAUAACAAAGGAAACAGAAGCUACAACAUUGAAGUAAAAACUUGCAGAGAGAAUGGAAAAGGGUCCGAACGCCAUGGUCACCAGGGCACAAAGCGGUCCAUGAUCAAGCGCACAGUAUCCUCGGACAUCGUACUGCAGAUGUCCGACUCAGAACGAUGAACCAUCACCACGUUCGACCCUUUGCUGCUUUCUUUAGCAGCUUUCAUCACUUGCUUCUCUGUUCCUUCUUCUACUACUGCAUCAUCAGCAUCAUCCUGUGGCUUCUUGAGGCGAACCACUUUUGCUUUGAGCUUGGCUAGCUCGUUCACCCAUGUCUCCACUACUGCUGCUGCCAUUUCCCCCCUCUUCUCUUCCUUUCUGUGUGUCGAUUUUGGAGGGGAAUGAAUAGUAUGAAGAAGAGGAAUGGAA
Molecule: messenger RNA, 4283 nt
Organism: Linum tenue
Lineage: Eukaryota; Viridiplantae; Streptophyta; Magnoliopsida; Malpighiales; Linaceae
Source: the annotation of a GenBank genome assembly